AAUUCGGCCACCUAUCGGCCUUUUUAUCUUAGGACUCAUCAUGCCUAAAUUCAAGAAAGGAAAAAAGAAGUUGCCACCAGUUCCUACUGUUGCUAGGAAGGUGGAACCAAAGAAAGUGGUCAACCCCCUGUUUGAGAAAAGACCAAAGAACUUUGGUAUUGGUCAAGAUAUCCAACCCAAGAGGGAUCUAACACGUUUUGUAAAAUGGCCCCGUUACGUGAAGAUCCAAAGGCAAAGGGCCGUUCUCUAUAAACGCCUCAAAGUUCCACCACCAAUCAAUCAGUUCAGGCAGAAUCUUAGCAAAGAUUUAGCAACUCAGACGUUUAAACUUCUGGACAAAUAUCGUCCAGAGACCAGACAUCAGAAAAAAGCACGUUUAAGGGCCCGUGCCGAGAAACGAGCUGCAGGUAAAGCAGACACACCAACAAAACGCCCCCCUGUUGUUAGGUCUGGAGCCAAUACUGUGACCUCCCUUAUAGAACAGAAAGCAGCCCAAUUAGUUGUCAUUGCUCAUGAUGUUGAUCCCAUUGAGCUUGUACUCUUUAUGCCUGCACUGUGUCGUAAAACUGAUGUCCCCUAUUGCAUCGUAAAAGGAAAGGCUCGUCUUGGCAGAGUUGUCAACACAAAGACCUGCUCAUGUCUGGCCAUCACCGACGUCUAUCCGGAAGACAAGUCAAAUUUGAAUAAUUUAAUCACAGCCAUCAGGACAGACUUCAACGACAGGUUUGAUGAGAUUCGCCGUCAUUGGGGUGGUGGUAUUUUGGGUUGCAAGUCCCGGGCCAAGUUAAGUAAGUUGGAGAGAGUGCGUGCUAAAGAAAUAGCACAGAAGCUGGGUUAAUUUUCUUUUGUGGAAUUGACGAAAAUAAAUAUACUACAGAAAAAAAA
Octopus sinensis (East Asian common octopus) is the source of this 885-nucleotide messenger RNA. RefSeq names its product 60S ribosomal protein L7a. The record is from RefSeq and is a predicted model, not a curated record. NCBI's taxonomy places the organism in Eukaryota, Metazoa, Mollusca, Cephalopoda, Octopoda, Octopodidae. Bases 41 to 838 code for a protein of 265 amino acids. Gene Ontology annotation, biological process: ribosome biogenesis. Gene Ontology annotation, cellular component: ribonucleoprotein complex. The transcript has 7 exons.